Colletotrichum navitas is the source of this 1228-nucleotide messenger RNA. RefSeq lists its product as uncharacterized. The record is from RefSeq and is a predicted model, not a curated record. NCBI's taxonomy places the organism in Eukaryota, Fungi, Ascomycota, Sordariomycetes, Glomerellales, Glomerellaceae. The coding region runs from base 306 to 824 and encodes 172 amino acids. The transcript is spliced from 2 exons.
CGUAUCGAAAAGGCGGCACAGCCCGGCCCCGAAGAACUCAAGUCUUGUUUGCUGCUGAUGCUGCGGGGGGUUGAGUCAUGGGAAACAAAACAAGCCAAGUCUUGGAAGAAACCAUCGUAUCAUACCGACUCAGGGCCAAGAGAAGCGCAAGGGAGAUGGGCGAGGAAGAAAGAGAGAGAGAUACGCACAGAGAGAGAGACACACAUACAGAGAGAGAGACACACACACAGAGAGAGAAGAGAGACAGAGACAACGUGUGUAAGCAUAAGGGUGGGCGGUAAAGUGUGCCCUUGACACUCUUCUCGAUGCGCUCGAAUGGGAGGGCGUCAUCAGGCUAUUCGGAGUUGGAAACGAUGAUGUCGGUGGACACCCCCCGGGACGAUAUUAUCCUAGACCAAGCCCGGGGACAUUCUCCAAGUUCCCCUCAUUCUCAACUUCUCCUCCCCGGCCCGCCCCCUCACGGAAGCACAUCACCCAUCAUCCUGAACCCUUGCCGGCCUGUCUCCCCCCUCCCCAACCUCUGUUUCCCCCACAUCUCCAGAAGAACCCAAGUCGAACCACUCAUGGUUCCCGCGCAGACGACAGACGCUAUUCGAUAUCAACCGGCGGCCGAUGUAACGCUGCCCCUUUAUUUCAACCGUCCAAUCCCGACCCCCGUCCGGGAUAGGAUCCUUGUCUCCCACCUCGUACGGAUACAUGAACACGCAGAACGCGGGACUUCAACCGAGGCCGAGAGCUGUGGUAGAAGAAAAAGUUGCAGAGUCUUGCGGGGGGGUGGAAGGGGUGUGAAGUCGCGCCUGGAGGAGCCUUGGCUUCGGUCCUGAAGCCACCGACAUACAAACGCCCACAAAGGUUUUGUGUUCCGCCGUCUGGGCAAAGAUACUCGCGCGAAGUAGCAUGCUUGGGAUUGCCGAGGGGGGCUGUCACCGGGUAUAGGAAGAAGAUGAACAUCCUCAACUAGAUGAAUGGAUGGCGUGCCAUUGACUAGUUACCCGCACGAAAAAAAAGGACGAGACCGCGUUUCUCCCUCUCACCCCUCCCCCCCUCCCCUUCAGAUGACCUAGAUCUCUGUCGCAUUGUCCAAUUGGCGUUACUCGAUGAUGGCACCUCUUCCCCCAACCCAUUGAGUCUGUCUGACUGGGAUCGUCUUGCCAUGCAGCUGCUGAACUUCAGACGAUUAUAAAGUCCUUCACCCCUCCGCAGCGCAUUUGUUGGUUUCCUCUCUCCC